Diaporthe amygdali is the source of this 651-nucleotide messenger RNA. Its product is annotated as nkyrin repeat protein. The coding region runs from base 1 to 651 and encodes 216 amino acids. The transcript has a single exon. NCBI's taxonomy places the organism in Eukaryota, Fungi, Ascomycota, Sordariomycetes, Diaporthales, Diaporthaceae. Gene Ontology annotation, molecular function: protein binding. The record is from RefSeq and is a predicted model, not a curated record.
AUGCCUCCGAACCCCUUCCUUCUGGCAGCGGACGAUCCCGCGGCGCUGUUGGCCCUCCUUCGUGACAGGCCGAGUCUGGCCUCCCAGCAGGACGACCAUGGCUACUCCCUCCUCCAUGCAGCAGCAAGCUAUAACCAACUCGAACUCCUGCGCGCCCUCGUCAACGAGUUCAAUGUACCUGUCGACCUGCGCGACGAGGACUCCGAGACCGCGUUGUUCGUCGUCGAGACAGUCGAUGCUGCCAGGCUGUUGGUUGAAGAGCUUGGUAUAAACACAGCCGCGACCGGCGACGAAGGAUUGACGGCGCUUCAAAAAAUUCAAGAGGACGGCGACUUUCCGGCAGUCGCUCAGUACCUUGCUGGCAAGGAGGCACCCGCGGAUAGCGGGCAAGGUGCCGUCAAUGGAGCCAGAGCCAACGGCGAUUUGCCACCGGUUCCCCAGGGCCUGUCGGUCAAUUUCGGAUCAGUCGAUGAGGGAGAAGCCACUGGUGCCUCGCCAGACCCCGAAUUUAGGAGGCGCAUUGAGGAACUAGCGGCCAGGGAGGAUUUUGACACGGAGUCAGGCCAGGCAGCGCUCCGACAGUUGGUGGAGGAGGCUGUCGCAGGGGAGGAGCUGGCCCAGGAGCGAAACGUGCGACCCAGGCAGGGCUGA